Messenger RNA from Gopherus flavomarginatus (Mexican gopher tortoise), 2861 nucleotides. RefSeq names its product valosin containing protein (gene VCP). Gene Ontology annotation, biological process: autophagosome maturation; retrograde protein transport, ER to cytosol; mitotic spindle disassembly. The record is from RefSeq and is a predicted model, not a curated record. NCBI's taxonomy places the organism in Eukaryota, Metazoa, Chordata, Testudines, Testudinidae. The transcript is spliced from 17 exons. Bases 108 to 2528 code for a protein of 806 amino acids. Gene Ontology annotation, cellular component: VCP-NPL4-UFD1 AAA ATPase complex; cytosol; nucleus. Gene Ontology annotation, molecular function: ATP binding; ATP hydrolysis activity; polyubiquitin modification-dependent protein binding.
GCUCCGCUUCCGAUGAGUCGGCUCUGAGGGUUCAGUCAGAGCGAAGCGCCGGAGCCGCCGCCAGCCCGAGCCGAGCCCGCGAGACCCGCCGCCGCCCCCCGCCCGCCAUGGCUUCGGGAUCCGAUUCUAAAGCGGACGACUUAUCUACCGCAAUUCUAAAGCAGAAGAACAGGCCCAAUCGGUUAAUUGUCGAUGAAGCCAUCAAUGAGGACAACAGUGUUGUAUCGCUCUCCCAGGCAAAAAUGGAUGAAUUGCAGCUGUUCAGAGGAGACACAGUUCUGCUAAAAGGAAAGAAGAGGCGAGAAGCAGUCUGCAUUGUCCUGUCAGAUGAUACCUGCUCAGAUGAGAAGAUUCGCAUGAAUAGGGUUGUUCGUAACAACCUGAGAGUGCGCCUUGGUGAUGUGAUCAGCAUCCAGCCCUGCCCAGAUGUGAAGUAUGGCAAACGCAUACAUGUGUUACCGAUUGAUGACACAGUGGAAGGGAUCACCGGGAAUCUGUUUGAGGUCUACCUCAAACCAUACUUCCUGGAAGCAUAUAGACCAAUCAGAAAAGGUGACAUCUUCCUUGUGCGUGGAGGGAUGCGUGCUGUGGAGUUCAAAGUGGUGGAGACAGACCCAAGCCCUUACUGUAUAGUGGCUCCAGAUACCGUGAUCCAUUGUGAAGGGGAGCCCAUCAAACGAGAGGAUGAGGAAGAGUCCCUGAAUGAAGUGGGCUAUGAUGACAUUGGAGGCUGCCGGAAGCAGCUGGCCCAGAUCAAGGAGAUGGUGGAGCUUCCGCUCAGACACCCUGCGCUUUUCAAGGCCAUAGGUGUGAAGCCUCCACGUGGAAUCCUGCUGUACGGCCCUCCUGGUACCGGUAAGACCCUGAUUGCACGUGCAGUGGCUAACGAAACUGGAGCUUUCUUCUUCCUGAUCAAUGGCCCUGAGAUCAUGAGCAAGCUGGCUGGUGAGUCUGAGAGCAAUCUCAGGAAAGCUUUUGAGGAAGCUGAAAAAAAUGCGCCUGCCAUCAUCUUCAUCGAUGAACUGGAUGCCAUUGCUCCAAAGAGGGAGAAGACGCAUGGAGAGGUGGAACGUCGCAUAGUGUCUCAGCUGCUGACUCUUAUGGAUGGCCUGAAACAGAGAGCACAUGUGAUUGUUAUGGCAGCUACCAACAGACCUAACAGCAUUGACCCUGCACUCAGGCGAUUCGGUCGCUUUGACAGAGAGGUAGAUAUCGGUAUCCCUGAUGCCACCGGCCGCCUGGAGAUUCUGCAGAUCCACACAAAGAAUAUGAAACUGGCUGAUGAUGUUGAUCUGGAGCAGGUGGCCAAUGAGACCCACGGCCAUGUUGGUGCAGACUUGGCUGCUCUUUGCUCCGAAGCUGCUCUCCAGGCCAUCAGGAAGAAGAUGGAUCUCAUAGACCUGGAGGAUGAAACCAUAGAUGCUGAAGUGAUGAAUUCACUGGCUGUGACCAUGGAUGACUUCAGGUGGGCUCUGAGCCAGAGCAACCCCUCAGCUCUGCGGGAGACCGUGGUGGAGGUGCCGCAGGUUACCUGGGAAGAUAUUGGUGGUCUAGAAGAUGUGAAGAGAGAACUCCAGGAGCUUGUGCAGUAUCCUGUGGAGCACCCAGACAAAUUCCUCAAAUUCGGCAUGACUCCAUCCAAAGGGGUCCUGUUUUAUGGACCACCUGGCUGUGGUAAGACACUGUUGGCUAAAGCCAUUGCCAACGAAUGCCAGGCCAAUUUCAUCUCCAUCAAGGGGCCAGAGCUUCUCACCAUGUGGUUUGGUGAGUCUGAAGCCAACGUGCGUGAGAUCUUUGACAAGGCCCGCCAAGCAGCGCCCUGCGUGCUCUUCUUCGAUGAGCUGGACUCCAUUGCAAAGGCUCGAGGUGGGAACAUCGGGGACGGUGGUGGCGCCGCAGACCGUGUCAUUAACCAGAUUCUGACAGAGAUGGAUGGCAUGUCCACCAAGAAGAACGUCUUCAUCAUUGGUGCUACCAACAGGCCAGACAUCAUCGACCCGGCCAUCCUGCGCCCUGGCCGCCUGGAUCAGCUCAUCUAUAUCCCCCUGCCUGAUGAGAAGUCACGAAUCGCCAUCCUCAAGGCCAACCUGAGGAAGUCCCCCGUUGCCAAGGAUGUGGACCUGGAGUUCCUGGCAAAGAUGACCAACGGCUUUUCGGGAGCUGACCUGACCGAGAUCUGCCAGCGCGCCUGCAAACUGGCCAUCCGCGAGUCCAUUGAGAACGAGAUCAGGCGAGAGCGCGAGAGGCAGACCAACCCUUCUGCCAUGGAGGUGGAGGAGGACGACCCGGUUCCGGAGAUCCGCAGGGAUCACUUUGAGGAGGCCAUGCGCUUUGCUCGCCGCUCUGUCAGUGACAACGACAUCAGGAAAUACGAGAUGUUUGCACAGACUCUACAGCAAAGUCGCGGCUUCGGCAGCUUCAGAUUCCCAUCAGGUAACCAGGGUGGUGCUGGCCCGAGCCAAGGCCCAGGCAGUGGCAGCGGAGGGAACGUGUACAGUGAAGACAAUGACGACGAUCUCUAUGGUUAACUUGCCGCCCUCUGCGGACCAAACUGCAGACCAGGCCGUGUUGUGCAGGGAAAUUCCAAUGGACUCUCGGCUUCUUCAUUCCUCAGUCAGAACAGUGUAGCUGCACGUCAGACUUUGUACAGGGGUGUCUGUUGCAAACACAAUAAAUUACAAACCGGUGUCGUUUGGGAGGCAGACAGUGAAUUAACCAGGAGGGGAAGUGACUUAAUUUCUGAGAAAUUUCUGUUCUAGUUUGUGGCAGAAUCAGCAGCUUUAGCAAAGGGUACAACGCUAGCCUGUAUAAAAACCACAAAAAUAAUAAAAAAAACCAAAAAAGUUCCCAUAAAAUUCCAA